AGCGGCUGUGAAGCAGAAGAAGAGUGAGAGAGGGUAGAGAGAGUAAGCUUAAAAGAAGCUGAAUGGCAUUUUCGGCUCUCCACACCCAAAUCUCUGGAAAAUUCCUUCAGUUUUCAGGCUGCUGCAAAGGGAGGGAGGAAGACAGGGCUGAAGCCAGACGUUGAAUACUGGAUUUCGUCUUUCAUUUUCCAAUGUUGCAGCAGGAGAGGCAGACUGUAUAACCUUGGAAUGUGGGUUAGGAGGCUAUGUGUUGAACGGGGUGACUCGUAACGUUGUGGACUGGUUCAGUGUGAAGACAAAAAGAAACCACAGAUUUGCCACGACAAAAGAAGAUCCACGUGUCCUGGGAAAACUGACCUGUUUCCUGUUGAGAAGCAUCCAUUACUUCCUUCUCUUCUGUCACCCUGGGGAAGGCAACGCUCCUCCGAUCCCCCCGAUUUCCCCCUUCCUCUUCAUCAUCGUCACCAUCAUCGUCCUCGCCACCUCUGAACUCAGUUUCAGCAUCCCGUUGCACCCUGACCUCAGGUAUCAGGUGGAAAAGGUUUCGGCUUCCCGGGUCACCCAUCAUGCACAUCAAGACCACCAAGUGUAACCGCUUCUGCCUGGUCGCCUCAGUGACCAACCAGGAAGUGUUUAACUCUCCCGAAGCACAGGCCAGUUUUGAAGCCUUGUUUCGUUCAUUCGACCCGGAGGUACAGUUCCAGUACUUCAAGUCUUUUCGACGGGUCAGGAUCAGUUUCAGUGAUGCUCUGGCUGCAGCCGAGGCGAGACUCCGACUCCACAAGACUGACUUCAGUGGCAAAGAGAUGAGACUCUACUUUGCACAGUCGGUCCACAUAGGGAGUCCUCGACUGGAGCCCCCGAAGCCAGAGAAGCAGUUCCUGAUCUCACCCCCUGCCUCCCCUCCAGUCGGCUGGGAACAGUCUCAGGACGCAACGCCAGUCAUCAACUACGACCUCCUGUGUGCCAUCUCAAAGCUCGGACCAGGGGAGAAGUACGAGCUUCACACCGCCACACCCACCACACCCAGCGUGGUCGUCCACGUCUGUGAGGAUGAGCGUGGCGAUAGCUCGGCCCCAGACGACAGCGACCAAGAUGACAAGCCCCGCCAGCCGCGGCCGAAGAUCAUCCAGACGCGACGCCCCGACUACACGCCCGGCGUCGAGCAGUGAGCGGCGGCAAGCGGGGCACACAGUGUGACAGCUGUAACAUUUCAUCCUGAAGUGAUUGGUCAAGAGCUCAACACGCUCUCAGAGCUUUAGAGAAGGUUUAGGGACUUUGGGAAGGCACCUGAGGGUGCUGCGUUGUCCUGUAGAUGAGCGUUUCAUAAGAUGGAGAGAGAAACAUGGUGUCAAAUGCUGCAUUCAUGUCCCGUGGGAAAAGACAGGAAGUUCCUGGAAGGAAAAAAAAAAUGUUGAGUUCAGCCAUCCAAUGAUAUGUUCUGCUUGUGAAUAUGAGGUUUGAGGAUGACCUGAAGGAGGAGUCAGUUUUGAAGUGUAGGAAAUAAUGUAUACUAAUCUGUUGAUGUUAGUCUUUAAGUGCAAUAGCAAGAGACUUUGGAUUUUUGGUUUGAGGUGAUAAGACUUAAAAAAAAAAAAAAAAGAAAACAAAGUGAUAUGCACCAUGACUCAUUUUGUGUGUUUUGUGAAAUGUCAUGUGCAAAUAAAGUCCUGUACCAUUGAAGUGAUUUCGAUGUUGGUUAUUCCCACGUGACAUGAAUGCAGCAUCAUUCUGACAUGUCAUGCUUGCGUUUUCCUCAUGUAGGGUUUGGGACUUAACAGACUGAAGAGGGAAAACAACUUUGAAUUGAAUUCUUUUAAACAUAACUUUUUCCGACUGUUGUUUUUUUUUCUUUUUGUUGUUUUUUUGCGAAGGUGCUACAUUUGUGUGUCGGUCAUCUGUCGAGUUUACACACCGCCAUGUUGGCGCUGGAGCUCCCCGUCACUUUUCACUGCUGUUCGAUGUCACAGCUUCACCUUUGCAGCUGUCGUGUGGUGGACGUGUAGUCAAGUCAAAGCUCGCCUUGCUCGCAUUUUACAGUCAAGCCUCUGGUGUGUACUGCUUGCCUUGAAAUCGAGGAGUUUGCACCUGCAGCGUUGUUCCUGUAAUGACUUCUAACAGUGUUAUCUGGAGAUUAUUUCAGUGUCGGUACUCUGCCUGCCUGUCUGUCUGUCUGUCUGUCUGUGUUUUUGGUUGUCGUGUAGCAAAGAACUGUUGCUGUUUGACUAUUAAGGAAGCUAAAUUGUGGCUUGACACAGCUUUUAUUUUUGAAUGUAGAUCACACACCCGGCCCUUAUUUAUCUAAGGGGACUAAACUACACCAAACAUGGUAUGUUGUCUGUAAAAAAAAAAAACAAAAAACAAAGAAACAGGGCUAACUAUUCUGAAAGUAAGUACUCUGAAAGAAAGGAAAAUACAAAUGAAUCUAUAAUAAUAUAUGACUUGGAGCCCAUUCAGUCAGUCAGAGUGCUUGUAUGUUAUAAGGAGAUUAGUCUGUUGACUGUAGUUCAUGUAUUUAUAUGGACUGUUAGCUUGACCAACGCUUGUGUGUAGGAAAGAAUGCAUGUGGAGUGUGUGGGUCUAUUUCUGCUCUGACAGGUGUGUUAACUGUUGCUACCCUAUUAGCAUUGGAGGUGUGAGCUUCUUAUUAGUGUUACAUUACAGCUAUGACUUGAUGUUUUACACACUCCUUUUUCUUUUCUCUCAUUUAAUAUUUGUGAAACAUAUAGAAACUAAAAUGUUGCUGAAUUUUUUUUUUUUUAAUACUUUGGUGAAAACGCCUCGGUUUCUUUAGGAAACCAAGGUGUUAAGAGGUGUGUGUGUGUCUGGUGAUAAAUGUAUUAACCAUUGCUAUUAGCUUUUCAGGCUUGUCUGUCGCCGUUUGUCGCUCUAUUAAAUCUUAAGUGCUGUGUAGCUCAGUCUUAACACUUGACUGUCAGUGUGUAAAAUGGAAGGAUCAGCCACCCUAACAUUCAGUUUUGCAUUUUCUUUGACAAGAAAAUCAGUUUCUGUGGUGCCUCAGUGGUUGUAAAACAUGUCUCUGUGUCCCACGAGUCUUGAGCUGGAUCACCAAGUGAGAAAGUGGACAACUGCCCCUCAACACACAACACGACUGAAGACUCCAGGUUUCACUGUGCAGCAGUUGAUCUGUUAACAUUUAUUCAACUGCCUGUGUGUUUGUUGCUACUAUGUGCACCAGUAAAUCACAUUAUAAAUUGAAAUGAUCUGGUCUGUAAGGCAACAGCUGCUUUGUUGCUAAUGUCAGCGUAGGUUUAAAGCCUUUGUAUUUUCAGUUUAUGUUGUGCUUACGUGGUGCUGUAGGGAGUAACAGGGGUUUUAUUAGGGGACCUUUUGAGGUUGCUUCAGCCCUGCACCAACAGAUGAAUGCUGCUGACAAAUCAUACUAAUGUUAAUCACUUGUGGAUUGGAACUAGUCUGUUUACCUUCAGGUGACCCCCCCACCCCCCCUUGUUCAUGAUAUGAGCGGGGAACACACUUGUGUAUUCACAUGGCCCUUUUCUUUCUGUGUGGCCAGUAUUGUCUGUUGUCUUUGUCUUGAAGAAGCUGCAUUUUUAAUUUACGGGGCCUGGCUAUAGUAAGUUAAUGGAUCAGGCCGCGUUACGAGCAGAAACUUCAAUCAAAAUCCCACUUUAAAUUAAAGUCACACUUUAAUAAACGGUGCACUCCAGCUUCUUCAAACAGAUACACUUAGAUCUUGUAGGAUGUAAUAAUCCUGGUUACAGUUAGAUGGUUAAAAAAAAGGAUUUAUUACAUCAUUUAUGCUUUUUAUGUGUUGCUACAGGCUUCUGUUUUAGUUGCGAAGCCUUGAGAAAUGUUUCUCUCUUGGAGGAUAUCAUUGGAGCUUGAACGUUAGCUCGUGGAAGCAGCACUGUGAAGCACAUGAUGCACUGCCAUUAACUCAGAAAGCUUAUCUGUCCCACUUUAGAGGAUUGGAGAUUGUAAAAAGGCUCUGUCAGUUUAGCUAUUUUUUACUACUGGUAUUUUAAAUUCAUUUGUCUUGGGGGGGGGCUUGUUAACAUUAUUGAGUUACCAUUAAAUAAAGAUUUGAUCAUCUAA
Messenger RNA from Scatophagus argus, 4077 nucleotides. RefSeq names its product calcipressin-1-like. Lineage: Eukaryota; Metazoa; Chordata; Actinopteri; Scatophagidae. Gene Ontology annotation, biological process: calcium-mediated signaling. The record is from RefSeq and is a predicted model, not a curated record. Gene Ontology annotation, molecular function: nucleic acid binding; calcium-dependent protein serine/threonine phosphatase regulator activity. Gene Ontology annotation, cellular component: cytoplasm; nucleus. The transcript is spliced from 4 exons. The coding region runs from base 567 to 1172 and encodes 201 amino acids.